AUUACAGUCAUAGGAUAACAGUGAUGAAUGGCGAUUCAUCGUACACGUACCUAUCUGAACCUUACUCUGAGAGUUUGAAACAUCAAAUCCAUAGUAAAAAUUUCUAGUAGCAUAUUCAUUCUGCAAUUCAUUACAUCAUCGUGAUAUAUUAUUAAAAAGUAUAAAAACAAAACCAAAUAUAUAAAUAUAUUCUCAUAUAAUGAAGUGGUUUACGGGAAGCAUUAACGAAGCAGUUACGACAUCAAAAUCGAAGAAGGCAGUUUUCGUUGUAUUUGUUGAAGGUAAAGAUGACACAUCGGCAAAACUUGCCCGAACCAUUAAUGCUGCAGAAGUGUCUUCUCGCUUGGAGGAAGAGCAUUUUGUAGCUAUAAGAUUAGAGAGCGGGUCUGAGGCCUAUAGAUUCUUUGCGCAGAUUUAUCAAUUGGUACCAGUACCAUCCUUAUUUUUCAUUGGAGAAAAUGGUACACCAUUGGAGAUUGUUGCUGGUAGCAUAACUACAAUUGAGUUAGUGUCAAAAAUUGAUAAUGUGCUGACAAAGGCAGGAAAGGGUAGUAAACAAUCUUCGUUAAACUUAAUUGACGCAGAACAGAAAGCUACAGCUGCUAGUAGCAGUAGCAAUAAUAAUGCUACUGAAAAUGCUACUGCAUCUAAUAUAAAUGAUAAUAACUCUAAUCCAAACAUAGAUUUAUCUUCAAUUAUCACAGAAUCUGUAAUAGCGGAUAGCUCAAAUGAUAACAAAGAUGUUAUAGAAAAUGCAACAAAGACGACAACAUUAAAUACAGAAAACCAAGACAAUAAUGAUGCAUCAAAGAAAGAUGUUGAAACUAAACAAGCAAGUCAGAAUAAGAACUUGACAGCUGAAGAAAAGAUAGAAAGAGCACGACAGUUAAUCGAUCUUCAACGACAACAACGAUUAGAAGAGGACCAGAAACAGGAACGGAAUCGUGAAAUUGAACGGCGCAAAACGGGGCAAGAUGUGCAAAAAAUGCGACAAAUGCAGCAAGACUUGGAGAUAAAACUAGCUCAUGAGGAGAGAAUGCGAGAAAAGGCUGCAGAGACUGCAGCUCGCGAAAAAGUUAGGCAACAAAUUGCUCAAGAUAAACUAGAGCGGAAACAGAAAGAGCUUGCGCUGCAGCAGCAGAUGCAACAGCAGCAAAGCCAAGAGCAACCUAAACAUAUUCCAGCACCCAGUAAUGCGACUGUGACCAGAAUUCAAUUUAGGUUACCAUCUGGCUAUUCCCAUACAGGACAAUUUGAACCAUCUAGUACUCUGCGCACCUUGCGUACCUAUGUUACAGAAAACAUUGAGUUGCCUUUCCGACAAUUUGCUAUGUCAAUGUCAUUUCCAAGAAGAGAAUUAACUAACGAGGAAAAUGAUAAGACCCUUAUCGAACUUGAAUUGGUCCCAACCGCCGUUAUUUUAAUUCUUCCUUUGAAAAAUCCUAAUGUCACAACAGCGGUCACUUCAACACAAGAUGUCGGCUUCUUUUCGCGCUUUAUAUGGUCCUUUUUCACACCCGUUAUUCGCAUUUACAAUUACGUAGUAGGUUACUUUUCCGGCACUAAUGGAGAUGCGAAUCAACAACGCGGCAAUUCCGGUGAUGAUGCUAUAGGAGCGACAAGUAACCCCGACAGAGCUAUUUCACCGAAUCGGCAAAAUGUAGUUCAGUCUUCGGGUUUAUUUAGAAGAUACUUGGGUAAUCAAGGAGGGACAACUAUCAGGGCACAAGGAAAUAUACACAGACUGCAUUCAGGUGGGGAUGAUAACGAUGAGAAUAAUACUUGGAACGGUAACUCCACGCAGCAAAUGUAAAGUAAUCCUAUUCGAGUCGGGUCACAAGCAGUCACAUUUAAUAGAUCACUUCUCGAUAUAUAAAAUUGCUGCUGUGUUGUAAUUAACAUUCAACACUUUUCACUCUUUGUUGUACAAUCUUUGGUACAACGCUAAAAUCUAUCUGCAAUUUGCACAAGUAUUACGUUUUAAUGAGCGAGUUCUAUCAUAAUGUUUAAAUGUACCCUCUACAUCAAUAGAGCAUUACAAGAGAAUAUAUUUGUUAAAUGAUAUUUUACAAUUAGCAAUAAUGUGAUUAUUAUUUGAAUUAUCAUUAUAAUAUAAUGUUAAUUAUAAUAUUACACAUACUAUUACAAUGUGUUUCUUAUAAUGCUACACCAAUGUAUUCUAACAAAUGGUAGAACAUUUCAAGAGAAUUAUAGUAGUGGAUCAAGUCACAGGCAAUACAUGGACCAAAUGUGUAUAACAAAUUUCAUAGAAAUUAACAAGUAAAUUAUGAAAAUUUCACGUAUAUUUUUAAUUUAAGAGCUUGACAUUUUAAUAUUUAUAUUUGGUACUUUUUUUUUAACCAUGUGUUAAAUUUGAUGAUAAUGCACAGUUUCUAUAAUAUUUGUUUAAUUGAAUUGUCUUUUCUGUCAUUCUAAUUUUGGAUAAGGUAAGGAUGAUAGAAUUUUGACAAAAAAAUAAUAAUGUUAAUUAUAUUAAAAUUCAUGAUAGAACAUAUUUUUUGGUGUUAUAUAGAUUAUAUAAAUUUUAAAAUAUUCGUUAUUUUUUAUUAUACUUAAUAAUAUAUAUGAUAAGGGAAUAAUAUUAUGAGACAAGAUAAUUAACACAUACUUAAUCCGCUUAUAUAAAGGUUUGUAUGCAAACUUAAUAAUAAUUAAGAGUGUUUAUUUUCCGAUGGUAGUUUGUGCACAGCAAGAUAAAUAAUUUAACAAUUAAAAGAUGAGGGGUCUGAUUCUGUCUUAAUACCUAAAGAAAUAAAAGUUUGUGGCAUCGUC
Formica exsecta is the source of this 2793-nucleotide messenger RNA. RefSeq names its product UBX domain-containing protein 4. NCBI's taxonomy places the organism in Eukaryota, Metazoa, Arthropoda, Insecta, Hymenoptera, Formicidae. Gene Ontology annotation, molecular function: protein binding. The coding region runs from base 200 to 1813 and encodes 537 amino acids. The record is from RefSeq and is a predicted model, not a curated record. The transcript has 7 exons.